Nestor notabilis (Kea) is the source of this 871-nucleotide messenger RNA. RefSeq lists its product as uncharacterized. The transcript has 5 exons. Gene Ontology annotation, biological process: lipid homeostasis; mitochondrion organization. The record is from RefSeq and is a predicted model, not a curated record. Lineage: Eukaryota; Metazoa; Chordata; Aves; Psittaciformes; Psittacidae. The coding region runs from base 1 to 780 and encodes 259 amino acids. Gene Ontology annotation, cellular component: mitochondrial inner membrane.
AUGGGUUUGAGGAAAGAAAGGGGGAAAGUGAUGGAGGGAGGAGAGAGGGAGCCCAUGUUCAUUCCGAUCUCUCGCAACCUGGGGAAGCUCUACAGUGAAAUGAUCUUUGUGAACGGCUUUGUGCACUGUGACCCGCACCCAGGCAAUGUGCUAGUGAAGAAAUGCCCAGCCUCUGGCAAGGCCCACAUUAUCCUGCUGGAUCAUGGGCUCUACCAGGUGCUGAGCGAGUCCUUCCGCAUGGACUACUGCCGCCUUUGGCAGGCCCUCAUUAAGGCCGACAUGAAGAGGGUACAGAAGUACAGCCGGCGGCUUGGGGCAGGGGAUAUGUACCCUCUCUUCGCCUGCGUGGUGACCGCCAGAUCCUGGGAGGCUGUCAACAGGGGCAUUGACAAGUCACCAGUCUCAGCCAGCGAGGAUAUGGAGAUCCGGUCCAACACUGCUGCUUACCUACCCCAGAUCACCCAGCUCCUCAACAAAGUUCCCCGCCAGAUGCUGCUGCUGCUGAAGACCAAUGACUUGUUAAGGGGGAUUGAAUUAGCUCUGAACACACGGGCCAGUGCCAGCUCCUUCCUCAACAUGUCUCGCUGCUGCAUCAGAGCCGUUUCCACGUACCAGAGGAGCAAGAGUCACUCGCUUUACAGGAAGGCCCAGAUCUCACUCACGGAAGCACUGAGCCUGUGGCAGAUCAGCUUGUAUGAACUCUUCCUCUGGCUGAAGGGGUCUCAGCUGGGGAACUGGGUCAUUGCUCUCCUGAGGCGGAGGCACCAUUCUAUGUACUGACAUGAACUGGUGGGAGAGGCCCAGGUGCUCCUGCCCUCCCUUCUGCUCUCCACAGCAUAUUUGCCUUUCUGACUGUUUCUGCUAUUCUGUG